AUGAACGUUGUAAUUGUCGGGGCUGGCAUUGCCGGUCUAGCCUCAUCACUGGCUCUCGCUAAAUGGCUCUCUGAAACGCCACAUAUUACCGUUGUUGAGAUUCGCCCACAGCCUUCGACAAUCGGCGGCGCUGUUGGAUUGACGCCCAAUGCUCUGCGCUGCCUGCACCACCUGGGGGUGCUGCCACGAAUCCGGGCAAAGAGUUUGGGGACUGACAUAGACAAGAUCGAACUGUUCACAAUCUACAGCGGCGCCAGACUCGGCGAGAUCAACUUCGUGGAUCAGCAUGGGGGUGGGGUUGGGGAGCCUUCGUUCAAAGGUCUCAGGAUCCUGCGCACAGACUUGGUCGAGUCACUUACAGACACGGUCAAGGCACUCGAUAACGUCAAGUUGGUGUAUGGCCACAACCCAGUUCAAAUUGUCGAAACGGAGAAUGAGGUGACUGUCCAGCUGGAUGACGGUUCCACCCUGAGCGCGGACUUACUUCUCGGGUGCGACGGGAUACAUUCCUUUGUGAGAACCAGCCUUGUCGACACGGAGAGAAGACAGCUGUACACUGGGAUAGCCGCAGUGUUUGGGUUCGCAGAGUUGGAGGACGGAGCAAAAAUUCCGUGGAAAGACACGGGAUUGUGCCAGUCACAACGCGGCAGUCUCAUGACCACCUACUACGAGCCGACGAGGAAGAAACAGUUUGUAGCAGCCAUCACCGAGACCGCGGACGUUGCAUCGAGAGAAGGGUGGCUGGCUCGUGGUGCAGAACAGGAGAGAAUCAAGCAGGACAUCCAAAGUCGAUUCGGUGGUGGCGCCCUGCAAUUCCUCGAUCCUCUCAUCUCAGCAACGGAUCAUUGGACCCUCUAUCCCGUGUAUCAACUCGCACCACGGGGCAAUUGGUGCUCAAGACGCACAGUCCUGUUGGGAGAUGCCGCACAUGCAAUGUCUCCUCAGGGCGAGAGCACGGCAUAUGCGCUGGAAGAUGCCAUUCUAUUCGCCAGAGUCUUGGAAUCCAGAUCUGAUAGUGCACUGGACGAAGUCUUCCGUUCAUAUCAAAGUGUUAGGAGGGCCAACAUCGACAGGGCCUACGAUGAGGCCAAUUUUGGAUGGGGAACGCAGAGCGACUGUGGUGGCGGUAUCAAUUGGACCGGUGGCACGACUUGCACCUCAGGCUGGACCUGUGUCGAGCAGAACCCAUAUUAUUCCCAAUGCCUGCAAGCCAGCAACACUCCUCCUCCAUCUUCACCACCAGUCGUUGAGCCUGUCUCACCUAGCUCGUCUCCAUCCAGCACCCCAACGAGUGUCAGCAACCCAGCAACUUCCACCAGCCCCGCCUCCCCCGGCAGUGGUCUUACUUACAAGGCAUCUUUCACUCACUACGGUGCCGGCGACACCUUUGGCUCCCCGAACUGCAACACGAAUACAGCCGCCUGUUUCUUCUACACCUUCCCCGGCUUCAGUGCGGCAGUGUCCCAAAACCUCUAUGGUGCUGGACCGGGUCAAGGCCAGGGUCCUGCUUGUGGGACAUGCUGGAAGCUGGUUGGAGAGACGGACUCAUCGGGGAACCGCCUCAGCAAUGCAGGAACGAGCAUCGUGGUCAUGAUCAACAACCUGUGCCCGGCCGAUGGCAAUCCGCUGUGUGCUCAGAAUGGUCUAUCGGGGACGAAUCAAUAUGGUGCAAACGUCAACUUUGACCUCUGCAGUGACAGCGGAGCUUCGGAAGCAUUCUUUGGGAACAGUGGCGUGGGUCUUGCAGUUGGUUCUGCCACGCAGGUCGAUUGUUCUGAGUGGUCUGGGACUAUUGUCCAUUAG
This is a messenger RNA of Fonsecaea nubica, 1803 nucleotides long. RefSeq lists its product as hypothetical. The record is from RefSeq and is a predicted model, not a curated record. The transcript has 2 exons. NCBI's taxonomy places the organism in Eukaryota, Fungi, Ascomycota, Eurotiomycetes, Chaetothyriales, Herpotrichiellaceae. Gene Ontology annotation, cellular component: extracellular region. Gene Ontology annotation, biological process: carbohydrate metabolic process. Gene Ontology annotation, molecular function: monooxygenase activity; cellulose binding; FAD binding. Bases 1 to 1803 code for a protein of 600 amino acids.